This is a messenger RNA of Talaromyces atroroseus, 1506 nucleotides long. RefSeq lists its product as hypothetical. The record is from RefSeq and is a predicted model, not a curated record. Lineage: Eukaryota; Fungi; Ascomycota; Eurotiomycetes; Eurotiales; Trichocomaceae. The coding region runs from base 1 to 1506 and encodes 501 amino acids. Gene Ontology annotation, cellular component: nuclear pore. Gene Ontology annotation, molecular function: structural constituent of nuclear pore. Gene Ontology annotation, biological process: nucleocytoplasmic transport. The transcript is spliced from 3 exons.
AUGUUCUCUGCAAAACCGUCAACGCCAGCCUCGGGUGGCCUAUCCAUCAAUACAUCGACGGCCAAUUCGUUAUUUGGUGGGAACACAGCAGCGGCACCCGCAACCACACAAACUGCCACAGCGAGCUUAUUCUCAAAUCAGCAGAAACCUGCCACCGGAUCUCUCUUUGGAAACACAGCCCCUAGUAAUACACAGACAAGUGGCGGAGGGUUGUUUGGUGGACAAACAAGUACUACCGGUACGCAGCAGAGCGGCAUGGCUACCGGGGGGUUGUUUGGUGGUUCAUCAGCUUCGACGCAACCGCAGAGCGGAGGUCUUUUUGGAAAUACUGCGAAGCCUGCAACGCCCAGCUCAGGAUUGUUUGGCAACACGAGUACACAGCAGACAGGAACCGCUGGGGGAGGCUUAUUUGGUAAUACCAAUACCCAACAACAAAGCACGACAGGCGGAAGUAGUCUGUUCGGAGGAAAUCAGGGAGCUGCGCCUCAAACUCAAACUAAAUCGCUUUUUGGCACGAAUCCAUCUACUACUGGAACAACAAGUCUUUUUGGAAAUACUCAAAGCACGGCUCAACAGCCGCAGCAGCAACAGCAGAAACCUACACUGUCUAUCUUUGGAUCUCAAAACACAACUACUCAACAACCACAAUCCACCACAGCGACUCAAGGUGCCGUUGUUCAAGGAGUCAGAAUAGAUGCUAGCAAUCUCCUGCCGACAACCAAGUAUGAUAGCUGCGCGGACGAAAUAAAGAAAACAAUUGAGCAGAUCGAUACAUAUGUCUUAAAUCAACUGAACAUGUGUAACGAAGUUUCAGAUCUUAUUCCUACAAUUGCCAACCAAGGCAACACGAUUCCGAAUGACGUGGAAUUUGUUGAAGGAAAACUUGAAACGAUGCAACACGCUCUCGAGAACGAUGCUCGCGAAAUCGAUGCUGUUCGCAAAAUGGUAACUCGUAACGCAGCGGAAGCUCAAGUUGCAUUCCGUGCGAUUGACAACCUCAAGCUGCCGUUGCAGUAUCAAUCAACGAGCGGAGGCUGGUGGUCAGUAUCAGAACAACAGCUGUCCGAGCGGCAGACACUUCGAUCUUCUAUCCAACAUCGAAAGAGCACCCUGGCAUUACCGGAAGGUGUCGAAGGCGACCCAUCAACAAGCGAUGCAAUUAACGGUGUGCCCACUAACCUGGUAGCUUAUUUCUCUCAUCGCUCCGAUGAGAUGUCUAGUGUCCUUGAUGGUUACAAGAGGAAUCUUAGAGAAAUCGAAGAUCACCUCCACGGCGUGGAGGGUUCGCUGAACAGGCAAAUCAACGACUUUCUCGCUUCACGCAAUCGCAAUGACGGUGCCCCCAGUGUUGGAACUGCCACGCGCCAACUGGCAGACCUGGCGGCCGCUCUGGGAGAUGUGGAAGCUGGUAUUCUAGGGGUUGCAAGCAGACUAGGCGGUGUGAAAGAGGAAAUACAAGAGCUGGUUCUAGGACCGCCGACCCUUGGUUUUGGUCGACUGGGCUGA